AUUUGCAACUUCCGUCUCAAUUUUUGAGAGACAGCAACAUCAGCCAAUAGAAUAGCACAUACAUCUGAGAGCCGACUGGAAGGUCGGUGCGUGGAAAUUGACAGGUUUGAAAAUGUUGGGUGCACGUCUGAUCUAUAAUGCUGCAAGUCGAACUGGUCCCUCGUGCUCUCAGAUGUUAACACGGCAACUCAGUCUUGGCCCUCAACUCCAUUCAUUUAAAUAUGUCAAUGCUCGGGAGGAGGCAACAGAUAUGAAAUCUGUGACUGAUCGGGCUGCUCAGACCCUUCUGUGGACAGAGUUGUUCAGAGGCCUAGGCAUGACCCUCAGCUACUUGUUUAGAGAGCCAGCCACCAUUAAUUACCCUUUUGAAAAAGGUCCGCUUAGUCCGCGGUUUCGUGGAGAACAUGCCCUGCGCAGAUACCCAUCAGGGGAGGAGCGAUGUAUCGCCUGUAAGCUCUGUGAAGCUGUAUGUCCUGCCCAGGCUAUUACCAUAGAAGCGGAGCCUCGAGCUGAUGGGAGUCGAAGAACUACUAGAUAUGACAUUGACAUGACCAAGUGCAUAUAUUGUGGCUUUUGUCAAGAGGCCUGCCCUGUAGAUGCAAUUGUCGAGGGUCCAAACUUUGAAUUCAGCACAGAGACUCAUGAAGAACUGCUGUACAACAAAGAAAAGCUUCUAAACAACGGAGACAAGUGGGAAGUUGAGAUUGGGGCAAAUAUACAGGCUGACUUUCUUUAUCGCUGAAUCCAGACGUUUGUCUUGUUCUAACUUGUGAUACUGACCUUGACAAGACUCCCAGACCUGGACAAAGUUGAUUUCUUGUUCUACUGAGGGCAGAACACUCGCCUUGUAACAACCAAUCUUCCACUCAGCUUGAUUUUCUUGCAUUAUAGCGUUUUACUAGACAGUGCACUUACCAGCUGGUGCCAGCAGAGGGCAGUGGAAACUUGUGAUAAACAUAUACAAUGAAACCAUUUCAAUAUUUGAUUUAAGAUAUUUAUACUUUGUAGAAUCCAUUGCGAAAAAUCAGCCUGUGUAAAAAUGUAUUGAUUUUACAUUUUGGUUUUAUCUGUGUGUGUAAUUUCCAUGACUAUAUAAAUAGUAUGUUCUGCAUCUGUGGCACUCACAUUUGCAAGGCACUAUUCUUCCUCUUGCUGUGAAGAAUUUUAUAAAGUUAAGCUUUGUGGUUGUCUAGGUUUGGUAUUCAAAUAACAACUCUGGUGGGGUCCAUCUAUAGUACAAAUCUGUCACCAUCGAUUUCUUAAUAAAGCUGAUUUUGUUUGAAUGCAA
Messenger RNA from Bombina bombina (fire-bellied toad), 1288 nucleotides. It is a transcript of the gene NDUFS8, whose product is annotated as NADH:ubiquinone oxidoreductase core subunit S8. Gene Ontology annotation, biological process: mitochondrial respiratory chain complex I assembly; mitochondrial electron transport, NADH to ubiquinone. The record is from RefSeq and is a predicted model, not a curated record. Gene Ontology annotation, molecular function: NADH dehydrogenase activity; 4 iron, 4 sulfur cluster binding. Gene Ontology annotation, cellular component: membrane. The coding region runs from base 113 to 742 and encodes 209 amino acids. The transcript has 7 exons. NCBI's taxonomy places the organism in Eukaryota, Metazoa, Chordata, Amphibia, Anura, Bombinatoridae.